Messenger RNA from Verticillium alfalfae VaMs.102, 945 nucleotides. RefSeq lists its product as hypothetical. The record is from RefSeq and is a predicted model, not a curated record. Bases 1 to 945 code for a protein of 314 amino acids. The transcript is spliced from 3 exons. Lineage: Eukaryota; Fungi; Ascomycota; Sordariomycetes; Glomerellales; Plectosphaerellaceae.
AUGUCAGGUGCUGACAGUUGUCAAGAGCUUGGCCAGAUGCUGCCUGCCCCCGAAGGUAUACCUUUUUUGCCGACUACCAUCGAGCCACAGACGCCGACUUCAUCUAGAUUUGAGAUUGUCCUCGGCUCGUCUACCCCUACGCAGAGAGUGACCGCUCCCCUCGGCGCCCCGUACGCGGCUGGCGGCGACAACGACAUCGCAUCAGACCUCUCACCACAAUUUCGCCGUCUAGCAGCACAAGCCGCCCAAACCGUGAGCCUCAGCAAGCCAGCCUCGCCAGCCGUCAGCAAGCCAGCCUCGUCAGCCGUCAGCAAGAUCAGCAACCACGCACCUGUCGCAAGAUCAUCGCCAGAAGCAGACACAGCAGCAGCAGCAGCCGGCAGACCCAUCCUCCACCCAGAAGGGCAGGCGCGGCCCGUCCAAAAGGCUAUCGUCCCAGUCUCGGCCGCGUCGUCGGCGAAGACGAAGCCGGCGCGCUCCAACCCAACGCCCGCCAGACCCGCACGCCGAAAGUGCGCCGAGCUGCACAACUUUGAGACGCUACGGCGGCAUGUGAGCGUCGUGCACGCGCGGACGGGACGGCAGAGGGUCUGUCAGUGGGCGCGGUGCAGGCAAGGCAGGCGCGAGUUUGCCACGGCGGAGGAGAUGCGCGCGCACUUGGAGGAGGUGCACAUGCCGCCCAUCGUGUGGCAGGCGGGCGAGGGCCCGGUUAUCACGGCGAAAAAGUACAUGGUGGAUGAUGCCACUGGGGAGUUGCCGCGAUAUCUCUUCGACAAGACGGGCAUGCAGGUCACGCCAUCGGUCAGGGACCAACAGCUGGAAGAUGCUCCGACGUAUAGGGCGAACAGGAAGAAGCUCAGGAUGCUUCUGCUGCUACGCGACCAGAACCUCACUAGCGAGGUCGAGAGUGGGGAGGACAGUGAACUCGAGGGUCCAGUGGCAUGA